UUCAAAACUCAAAGGGGUUUCGAGUUUCAGAGCGUCUCUUGGCUAGAGAUGAAUCCGGAUUCGGACUACGGCAUGUCUACAGUGAGCUGUGGAAACGGGAAGCUCCGCUCGUGGCUGAUCGAGCAGGUUGACACCGGGAACUACGCGGGCCUCGUGUGGGAGAACGACGACAAGAGCAUCUUCAGGAUACCGUGGAAGCACGCAGGCAAGCAGGACUACAACCGGGACGAGGAUGCCGCUCUCUUCAAGGCUUGGGCGCUGUUUAAGGGCAAGUUUCGUGAGGGCAUCGACAAACCGGACCCGCCAACGUGGAAGACGCGCCUGCGGUGCGCACUCAACAAAAGUAACGACUUCGAAGAACUCGUGGAAAAGAGUCAACUGGACAUCUCAGACCCCUACAAAGUCUACCGGAUCAUACCCGAGGGCGCCAAGAGACGAUCCAAACAGGAGGAUGGUGGCAGCCCGCAGACUCCCCCGAGCUAUCCCAUGCACCCCUCCUACCCCGCCCUACAGACUCAGAUGUCUGGGUACAUGUCCAAUGCAGAGCGAGGCUGGAUGAGGGACUAUCUUCCAGAGCAGACCUCGCUCCCUGAGCUGCCCUAUGGCCAGUGUUCCUACCCCUCACGCAGCCUACCCUGGGCCCAGGGCCCCAGCAUGGACAACGGGUACCAGAUUACAGGGUCCUUCUACACCUACCCUACUGAUGGCCAGCCCUCCCCCUUCACACUGGACACCAGCAUGAGAUCAGCUGAGGCACUCUCAGAUAUGCGGUUACAUGUGUCAGUGUUCUACCGGGACUCCUUGUGGAGGGAGGUGACCACCUCCAGUCCCGAAGGCUGUCGCAUCACUCCCUGCUCCCCAGACGACAAGCUCUAUUCCCCCACUGGAGGUCCAGACCUGGUGCCCCUACCCCUGGACAGCCUGCCAGCCCUGGGGAGGGGGGAGGAGUGCCCCCCCAGCCCCCCUGGUGGUACCCUGGAGAGGGGCGUGCUGCUAUGGAUGGCCCCAGAUGGCCUCUACGCUCGGCGGCUGUGCCAGGAGAGAGUGUUCUGGGAGGGAGGGUUAUCGCCCUACGGAGAUAAACCCAACAAGCUGGAGAGAGAACACACCUGUAAACUACUGCACACACAGGACUACUUUGCAGAGCUGCAGGGCUAUGCCCUCCACGGCCGGCCCCCUCCACGUCUCCAGGUGCUGCUGAGUUUUGGAGACGAGUGUCUGGACCCGCAGAGACAGAGGAGGACCCUCACUGUACAGGUGGAGCCCAUGUUUGCCAGGCAACUCCUAUACUACACCCAGCACCAGCAGACCAGCGGACACUACUACCGCAGCUACGACCUCUCCCUGCCAGGGGUCACGGAACACAGCAUGACACCUGCUUUAACCGAGGACUACCAGAGGGUCAUCACGCAUCACCAUAGCAACACCCUGCAGGACUGACAUAUCUGGCCAUCUCUGAUCACAGUCAGACUGCGGUGCAGGAUAUGGGGAGAGGAGGAGAUGGGAGAAAGCCUGGGGAGAGGAGGAGAGUCGUUUCCCUGUACUCUGGAUCCCAGAUUUCACUCAAAGCCCAAGCAGAACUAUGCCACUCCAAUCCAAGACAGACUGAACCUAGCCAGGCCAGACUGAACUGAACCAAGCCAGACUGAACUGAACCUAGCCAGGCUAGACUGAACCUAGCCAGGCCAGACUGAACUGAACCAAGCCAGACUGAACUGAACCUAGCCAGGCCAGACUGAACCAAGCCAAGCCAGGCCAGACUGAACUGAACCAAGCCAGGCUAUGGAGGAACAUACAAUCUCUUCAGUGGUCCCGGGGUAACAGAUGUAUAUCUGUUGUAUAUUGUAGAUGUGUUUGUGUGUUGUAAGGACUCAAGGGAAUCAAUGUUCCAAAUAUUCUUUGGACCAAACUUUAUUUCAACAACUCAGGGAGCCGUCCUUUGGCCGUAGAGACCCAAACUUGACUGACAUUUUGUGUUUCAACGUCCACUUUCUGUCCACAGCCACAGAACUGACAGCUGUAGUGAUUGUAUUGACAUGUUUUUUAAUGUGCUUAAUUGUGUUUGCUCAAUUUCUUCUGUAACUAUGUUAGAAAUUUUACCUGACUACUGUAUGUAGAUUUCCCAGCAUCAAUACUGAAUAAUAGGGAAUACUGUAAUAGAGAUGACCAAAGACGGCCUCUGAGAUUGGACCACACUGAAACACUGACUAGCAUGCUGAAUCUUUGAUAAACUCAGUGAGAUUGGACCACACUGAAACACUGACUAGCAUGCUGAAUCUUCGAUAAACUCAGUGAGAUUGGACCACACUGAAAC
Salvelinus namaycush (lake trout) is the source of this 2314-nucleotide messenger RNA. RefSeq names its product interferon regulatory factor 4-like. Gene Ontology annotation, cellular component: nucleus. The record is from RefSeq and is a predicted model, not a curated record. Gene Ontology annotation, molecular function: RNA polymerase II cis-regulatory region sequence-specific DNA binding; protein binding; DNA-binding transcription factor activity, RNA polymerase II-specific. NCBI's taxonomy places the organism in Eukaryota, Metazoa, Chordata, Actinopteri, Salmoniformes, Salmonidae. The coding region runs from base 49 to 1440 and encodes 463 amino acids. Gene Ontology annotation, biological process: immune system process; regulation of transcription by RNA polymerase II. The transcript has 9 exons.